Neurospora tetrasperma FGSC 2508 is the source of this 1983-nucleotide messenger RNA. RefSeq lists its product as uncharacterized. Gene Ontology annotation, biological process: secondary metabolite biosynthetic process. The record is from RefSeq and is a predicted model, not a curated record. Bases 1 to 1983 code for a protein of 660 amino acids. Gene Ontology annotation, molecular function: FAD binding. The transcript is spliced from 2 exons. Lineage: Eukaryota; Fungi; Ascomycota; Sordariomycetes; Sordariales; Sordariaceae.
AUGGACGCUCUCGCAUCUCAACCCGGCCCGGUGUGCUCUUCGACCACCAGAUUGGCAGAAAGUCAACGACAGCAACUUAAAGUGGCCAUAAUCGGCGGCGGCAUCUGUGGCCUCGCUCUUGCAGUCGGCCUCUCAGGAUGCAGGCACAUAGACUUCCACAUUUACGAGAAAAUGGCUAUUUACCGUGACGUGGGGGCUGGUCUGUCCCUCCACAAGAACGCCAUUGCCGCGAUGUAUCUCAUUGAUCCGGAGCUUGUCAAGGCCUAUCAGAAGAAAGCCGUCAAAAUCGGCCAGGAGGAUCAGGAAAUGGCAACCGAAGUCAUCCUAGCAGCGGGGAGACACAAAGGCCUCAAGGUUGGCGAGCUCGGUCGUGCCAGGGGACGCAAGUCCGUCAGCCGCGCUGACCUUUUAGAUGGAUUCCUUGAGCAGGUGCCCAGGGAAAACAUCAGCUUCGGCAAGCAAGUUGUGAGGGUCUGGGAAACUCACCCCGGAACCGAAAGAUCUAGUACAGACUCGGUCGCCCCCUAUUCUGAGGAUUCUGCCGAGUAUGACCACCCCAUCCACAUUGAAUUUGCGGAUGGCACCCGCGCGCAUGCCGACGUCCUCAUCGGCUGUGACGGAAUACACUCGAGUGUGCGGUCUUAUAUCCUGGGCGAAGAUCAUCCAGCGACGAAGCCCAAGAACCACAAUGGAUGGCAGAUCUAUCGCACUCUCAUCCCGACAGAGGUGGCUAUCGAGCAAUGGGGAGUUGACGCGAAGUUGACCCGAACUGUACCCAUCCUUCUCGGCCCCAACGGCCACAUCAACAUCAUCCCCAUGAAGAAGGGCCAAAUGCUCAGUGCCGGAGUAGCGGUUCGCGGCGCUGCUCGACUAAACACCGCUUUCGGCCCCUCCACCGUCCCUGUCUCCGCUCCUAUCUCCCCUUCAACUGCCCCUCUCAGCCCCCCUGAAUCUGAAAGCGGCAUCGUGCCGUGGGUGUGGUAUGCGGCUCUUCACAACACCACUAUCGGUGAUUUCAUCACUCACCACACACGUCCAUCCAGUCACGAGAAUUCACCCCAAGCACAUCCUGUCUAUCAGACCCAACCUUCCAACUCUCUUCCGGGACAGGGCACACCAGUAAUCAAACCCUACCUCUAUGGAGACUACACACGCGAGGCUCAAAAGAUUGUCCGUAUGGUUGCCGCCGACACCUCGGCUUCCUGGGCCGUUGCCGACCACGACCAUGCUCCCUACUACGCUCGCGGCUGCGUGGCCAUGGCUGGCGACGCGGCUCACGCUGCGCUUCCCUUUGCCGGCAACGGGGCAGCACAGGCACUGGAGGACGCAGCCGUCCUGGCUCAUCUGUUUAGGACAUACGUCCGCACCCCCGAGAUGGCCGAGACAGCGCUGUGGGCGUACGAGAAGGUGCGGAUGGAGCGGUCACAGAGGGUGGUGGAGAUUGCGCGCGAGUACGGGCGGGUGUACUCGUUCAAUCCGAUCCAGUAUCGAGGGAAGUGGGUCAAGCUGCAUGAGAAGCCGGAGGUGAUGAUGCAGUGGUUCCGGCAGCAGGCGGCUUAUACAAACGAGCAUGAUGUUGCGUUCCAAAACACGUGGGCGGGGCGACUGUUUGUGAUGGAAUUAACACGGAAGAAGGAGGCGAGGAAGCGAAGUGAGGGGGCGGAGGGCAGUUCGACGGAUACGCAUCCGAAGACGAAGACGGAUGAGGUUAAGAGUGAGGAGAUAAGCAAUGUGCGGACUAUGGGGGAGGGCACGUCGCCGAGGUCAACUUGGGUGUCAGUGGAGGGAAGGGAAGCGGCAGUUAUGGAUGGGGAAGAUGGGGAGCGUGUGGAACGGGACGAGGCAAAUGAUGAUGAUGAUACACACGAUGUGGAAAGUGUGGCAAGCCUCGGACAGGACAGCGAUUAUGACUUCUUUGAUGAUUUCUCGGAUGAUGCGGAUGACGAGCUGGAAGAUGAAGAUGAAGAUGGCCCGGGUUUUUAG